Messenger RNA from Pygocentrus nattereri (red-bellied piranha), 2363 nucleotides. It is a transcript of the gene galnt18b, whose product is annotated as UDP-N-acetyl-alpha-D-galactosamine:polypeptide N-acetylgalactosaminyltransferase 18b. NCBI's taxonomy places the organism in Eukaryota, Metazoa, Chordata, Actinopteri, Characiformes, Serrasalmidae. The record is from RefSeq and is a predicted model, not a curated record. Gene Ontology annotation, cellular component: Golgi apparatus. The transcript is spliced from 11 exons. The coding region runs from base 1 to 1830 and encodes 609 amino acids.
AUGGCUUGUACCAGGAGAACCAAAACUUUGGUGUCGACGUGUGUGAUCCUGAGCGGCAUGACCAACAUCGUGUGCCUGCUGUACGUCGGCUGGGUCACCAACUACAUCGCCAGCGUCUACAUCAAAGUUCCCGUGCCUGUCCCGGCGAGAAAGUUGGAAGGCGACAAAAAGGGGGAAACUCUGCGGAUUAUAGAGCGACUCGACCGGCUGGAGAACGUCGUCAACCAGCACAUACAAGAGACCCCACUGAAAGGAGAUGACAAUCAGGCAGACAGAUCUUUUGCUGACUCCUCCCUGUUCAGCCACUGGGGUCAAGAGCUGAGUCCCGAGAGCAGGAGAGUGGCCCUCAAGAUGUUCCAGUACUACGGCUACAAUGGCUACCUCAGCGACCGGCUGUCCAUGGACAGAUCCAUCCCGGACUAUAGACCUGAAGGGUGUAAGAACAUCUCCUACCCAUCCAACCUCCCUCAGGUCAGCAUUGUGUUCAUCUUUGUGAACGAAGCGCUCUCUGUCAUCCUACGCUCCAUCCACUCCGCCAUGCACAGAACUCCAAGCCACCUUCUCAAAGAGAUCAUAUUGGUGGAUGACAACAGCAACACUGAAGAAUUGAAGGAGAAGCUGCAGGAGUUUGUCGAGGAGACGAAUGCAAAGCGUCCAGGCUUCAUCAAGGUGGUGCGCCACAGCAAGCAGGAAGGCCUGAUUCGCUCCCGUGUGAGCGGCUGGAGGGCCGCCACCGCCCCCGUGGUGGCCCUGUUUGACGCCCAUGUAGAGUUCAACACUGGCUGGGCCGAGCCCAUUCUCCAGCGAAUCAAGGAGGACAGAACCCGGAUCAUAUCACCAUCGUUUGAUAACAUUAAAUAUGAUACGUUUGAGGUGGAGGAGUACCCGCUGUCUGCUCAGGGCUUCGACUGGGAGCUGUGGUGUCGGUACCUGAACCCGCCCAAGUCCUGGUGGAAUCUGAACAACAGCACCGCUCCAAUCAGGAGUCCCGCUCUGAUUGGCUGCUUUGUGGUGGACAGGCAGUACUUUGCGGAAAUUGGGCUGCUUGACGAAGGCAUGGAGAUCUACGGCGGGGAGAACGUAGAGCUGGGUGUGAGGGUGUGGCAGUGUGGUGGCAGCGUGGAGGUGUUGCCUUGUGCCCGAAUCGCCCAUAUCGAACGUGCUCAUAAACCCUACACAGAGGACUUAACUGCACACGUGCGCCGCAAUGCCCUCAGAAUGGCUGAGGUGUGGAUGGACGAGUUCAAGAGUCACGUCUACAUGGCCUGGAACAUUCCACAAGAGGAUUCAGGCAUAGACAUUGGGGACAUCUCGGAAAGGAAAGCGCUGAGGAAAAGACUGCAGUGUAAGACGUUCCGGUGGUAUCUGGUAAACAUCUACCCUGAGAUGAGAAUGUAUACAGACACCAUCGCCUAUGGAGUGCUGAAGAACUCUCUGAAGAGUGAGCUGUGUUUGGAUCAGGGCCCAGACACGGACAACGUUCCAAUCCUGUACCUCUGCCAUGGGAUGACCCCUCAGAACGUGUACUACACCCGUACUCAACAGCUCUACGUGGGCAUUCUCAGCCCCACCGUCGAUGAUGAUGACAACAAGUGCCUGGUGGACGUGAACAGCCGGCCGAGGCUGAUUGAGUGCAGCUAUGCCAUGGCAAAGCGCAUGAAGCUCCAUUGGCUUUUUACUCAGGGAGGCUCCAUACAGAAUAGGAAGUCAAAGCGAUGCCUUGAGCUCGUGGAGAGCAGUGACAAUGAGUUUGGAUAUCAGCUGGUUCUCCAAAAAUGCACUGGACAGAAAUGGACUAUCACCAACGUGCUGCCUGGUAGCGCCUUGUGAUGGAAUCUUCGGAGUGAAGAAGAGCCAAAGCUACAGUACACUGGAUGCCACCGAGAAGCUUGGUUGACAAGGAGACCACAAUGCACCCGGAUGUCUCUAUUCGAACUUGACAUCAUAUGAUAAAUGUUACACAUUUUUUCUCUAGCUACUGUUCAUGUGCAUAUGCGUUGGCCAUGUUUGGCAGAUACCGCAUUGUGCAUCAAUGAAGUUCCACACUGUUCUAUUUUGUGCAAGGUAUUCUCGGAUGUGUGUCGACUUAAAGGUUUUAUGGGCCCGAGGCAGUGGUUUUUAUGUAUUUGGCCCAUGUUUUUGCUACCGUGUAGCAAGCUUUGGCAACGUUUAUUGCUGUAUUCCUUUCCUUCUAGUGUCUCAGGUUUGUAGUUGAGAUUAUUUUGAAAUUAAACUGUACAUUUUGGGGACAUGCCAAUACGUUGGAAUAUAUCUAGAUACAAUCGACUAUUUUAUAUCUCUGUGUAAAUGCUCUCAGUAUUUAUAAUAUAUGGCAUUAAAGGAACAGGUGGUGAGAAAAACAA